Molecule: messenger RNA, 1893 nt
Organism: Cryptococcus wingfieldii CBS 7118
Lineage: Eukaryota; Fungi; Basidiomycota; Tremellomycetes; Tremellales; Cryptococcaceae
Product: electron-transferring-flavoprotein dehydrogenase
Exons: 7
Coding region: 1-1893 (630 amino acids)
Biological process (GO): electron transport chain
Cellular component (GO): mitochondrial inner membrane
Molecular function (GO): electron-transferring-flavoprotein dehydrogenase activity; iron-sulfur cluster binding
Source: RefSeq, a predicted model, not a curated record
AUGCCCCUCGCAACACCCAUACCCCGCUUACUGGCAUCAAGAGCACUCAUACCAGCACGCACACCCCCCGCCAGAGCCCUCUUCCGACCCCGCGUGCUCCGGACGUUUGCUUCAGAAGCCGCCUUCGACCCCGACACCGUAGAACGCGCCCAAGAUGAGGUAGACGUCUGUAUCGUCGGCGGAGGACCCGCGGGGCUGUGUGCUGCCAUCCGGCUCAAACAGCUGGAGCAGGAGAGGGGUGGCGACGAGCUGCGUGUAGUCGUUCUGGAGAAGGGUGGUGAAGUCGGCGCACACAUUCUGUCAGGAGCUGUCAUCGAGACCAAGGCUCUUGACGAGCUGAUUCCCGAUUGGAAAGAGCUGGGCGCCCCUCUGAACCAACCCUCCCUCGGCGGCUCUAUGCGUUUCCUCACUUCCAACGCUUCUUUCCCCCUUCCCCAUCCCCCGCAAAUGAGCAACAAGGGCAACUAUAUCGUCUCUCUCUCGAGACUGACAGCUUGGCUUGGCGAGCAGGCCGAGGCCUUGGGUGUAGAGGUAUACGCUGGGUUUGCAGGUGCCAAGGUCCUCUACACGGAGGACGGAAAGGGAGUCAAGGGCGUAGUGACGGGAGACGUCGGGCUGGACAAGGAGGGGAACCCCAAGGAGAGCUAUGAGCCCGGUAUGGAGUUUUACUCCAAGGUGACUCUGAUUGCCGAGGGAGCCCAUGGGUCAUUAUCGAAGGAGAUCCAGAACAAGUUCAAUCUUCGGGAGGGCAAGGACCCGCAAACGUAUGGCCUUGGUAUCAAGGAGGUGUGGAGAGUUCCGGAUGAGGUCUAUCGGCCCGGAGAGGUCGUACAUACUCUUGGAUGGCCUUUGGACUACAAGACGUAUGGUGGAAGUUGGAUGUACCACAUGGAGGACAAUAUGGUCAGUAUAGGGCUGGUCAUUGGGCUGGAUUACCAAAAUCCUUAUCUCUCUCCUUACAAGGAGUUCCAGCGGAUGAAGCACCACCCGUUCUUCGCCAACGUCCUCAAGGACGGUGAAUGCCUCGCCUAUGGCGCCCGUGCUCUUAACGAGGGCGGUCUCCAGUCUAUACCCAAGCUGAACUUCCCUGGCGGUGCUCUCAUUGGAUGUUCUGCUGGUUUCCUCAACGUUCCCAAGAUCAAGGGCACCCACAAUGCCAUGAAAUCUGGUAUGCUCGCCGCCGAAAGCGCCUUUGCUGCUAUCAAUACCGCCGCCGAGAUUGCGCCCGAAGCUAUCGAAGAAUCGGAAGAAUCAGAAGAUUCAGAAGAGACCGUCAUCUCCCCCCUCCUCGACUCCCACCCUAUUGACAUGUCUGGCUAUGCCACGGCUGUCGAGAACUCUUGGAUCUGGCAGGAGCUGAAGGAGAUCAGGAAUGUCCGCCCCUCUUUCCACAACCCAUUGGGUCUUUGGGGUGGUAUGAUGUGGUCUGGAUUAGACAGUCUCAUAUUGAAGGGGCGAGUGCCAUGGACGUUCCACAACAAGGUGGAGGACUAUGAUGCCACGAAGAAGGCUAGCGAAGUACAGCCUAUUGAAUACCCCACACCAGACGGCAAGCUCUCAUUCGACAUCCUCACCUCCGUUUCUAUGACCGGCACCAACCACGCCGAGAACCAGCCGGUGCACUUGAGGCUUCCAAAGGUGGAUGGCGCAAAGGCCGAGCACACCAAGAUCAACGCUGGAGAGUACGCUGGUCUUUUGGGUCGAGUCUGUCCUGCGGCUGUCUAUGAGUAUGCAGACGCCGAAGGGAGCGAGGUGGAUGCGGAUGGCAAGAAGUUUGUGAUCAACUCGCAGAACUGCAUUCAUUGCAAGACCUGUUCCAUCAAGACACCUACUCAGGAUAUCACUUGGACUGUACCGGAAGGCGGCGGAGGUCCCAAGUACAAUCUCACAUAA